Molecule: messenger RNA, 2440 nt
Organism: Ziziphus jujuba (common jujube)
Lineage: Eukaryota; Viridiplantae; Streptophyta; Magnoliopsida; Rosales; Rhamnaceae
Product: dynamin-related protein 4C-like
Exons: 1
Coding region: 204-2228 (674 amino acids)
Cellular component (GO): membrane; microtubule; cytoplasm
Molecular function (GO): GTP binding; GTPase activity; microtubule binding
Source: RefSeq, a predicted model, not a curated record
AUGGUUUCGUCAAAGGACCAACGUCACUUAAAUAAAGUAGCGAAAAAAAAAUUCUAUAAAUAAUUGAGUAUUCAAUCUCUUCUAUCUCAGACCGUCCCACAUUCUUCUUCCUUCUUUCCAGUUCUCCGUCUCUGUUUCUCUUGUUCUGUUGUUUCUCUCUGCAUUCCACCAAACCAGAAAGAUAAAAAAAGAAAGAAAGAAAAAUGGGUCCUAGCUAUGACUUCGAUUCAACAAACUCCGAAGCCAACCAUGAAAUCUCGUUUGCAAUUACACCGGUAGACCCCGAUGAACCCAUCUCCGCACCCAUUGUUUCCUCUUACAACCAACGCAUUCGUCCUCUUCUCGAUGCCGUUGACAAGCUCCGGGAACUCAUGAUCAUGGAAGAAGGAAUUCAGCUCCCGACCAUCGUCGUCGUCGGAGAUCAAUCCUCCGGCAAGUCCAGCGUCCUCGAAUCACUCGCCGGUAUCAGCCUUCCGAGAGGUCAGGGUAUCUGCACCAGGGUUCCACUUGUAAUGAAACUCCAACAACACUCUGAUCCUCAGCCUGAACUUUCCUUGGCGUUCAACGGCGAAGAGAUUUUAACCGACGAAGAUCAUAUCUCAGAAGACAUAAACAAAGUCACAGAAAGAAUUGCUGGCCCUGGUAAGGGAAUUUCCAACAGCCCCAUAACUUUGGUGGUGAAAAAGUUGGGUGUUCCUGACUUGACCAUGGUUGAUCUUCCUGGAAUUACCAGAGUCCCAGUUCGUGGACAGCCUGAUAACAUAUAUGAACAAAUCAGAGAUAUAAUCAUGGAGUACAUAAAGCCAGAAGAGAGUAUCAUUCUCAAUGUGUUAUCUGCAACCGUUGAUUUCACUACCUGUGAAUCAAUUAGGAUGUCGCAGAGCGUUGACAAAACAGGGGAGAGAACACUUGCCGUCGUUACCAAGGCAGAUAAAGCGCCCGAAGGACUUCUUGAGAAGGUUACUGCCGAUGAUGUCAAUAUUGGUCUUGGCUAUGUCUGUGUCAGGAAUCGGAUUGGAAAUGAAUCCUAUGAAGAAGCUCGAGUGGAGGAAGCUAUUUUGUUCCAAACUCAUCCACUUCUUUCAAAAAUUGAUAAAUCUAUUGUGGGUAUUCCUGUUUUGGCACAGAAGCUGGCUCAGAUUCAAGCAACUAGUAUAGCUCGAAAUCUUCCUGAGAUUACCAACAAGAUCAAUGACAAGUUGAAUACCAGUGUUGCAGAGCUCAACAAGUUGCCAAAGCAUCUGAAUUCGGUUGCUGAGGCAACCGCUACUUUUAUGCAGAUCGUUGAGGCCGUGAAGGAGUCACUGAGGAAAAUUCUUCUUAGAGGAGAAUUUGAAGAAUACCCAGAUGAUAAGCACAUGCAUUGUACCGCUCGUUUGACCGAGAUGCUCAACAAAUUCUCUGAUGAGCUUCAUGCCUGUGCCGAAAGCGAUCCAAUUGGUGACUUUCUAAUGGAUGAGAUCAAGAUUUUGGAAGAAUCCAAAAAGAUUUCUCUGCCAAACUUCCUUCCCCGGACUGCUUUUCUCGGCCUUUUAAAUCGAAAGGUGAAGGGAAUUUCAGGUAAGCCGAUUGAGUUUGUUGGGGACUUAUGGGAUUACAUAGAAGAAGUGGUGAUGAAGGUUUUGAUGCAACAUGUGGAAGGUUAUUACCAGCUUCAAUUGUCCACCAGACAAGCAGGCCAAAAUCUGAUAGCCAAGAUGAAAGAAAGGUCCAUCAAAUGGAUGCAGGAGAUUGUCGAAAUGGAGAUGGCGACAGAUUACACAUGCAAUCCAGAAUAUACAUCUGAAUGGAAUAAGCUAAUGGCUCAAAGCAAUACGUUCAUGUAUGCACUCUUCGAAGAUAAAGAAAGACUGAGUACGGUGAAGAUUGAAGGUCUUGGGAAAGUUGAACACGUUGAAGGUCUGAGACAGCAUAGGCAUCUUAUACCGCAGGCUUUUGACUUGAGGAUGAGGCUGAUUGCAUAUUGGAAGAUUGUACUGAGGAGGUUUGUUGAUUGUAUGGCUCUGCAUCUGCAAUUGAGUGUGAAAAAUUUGGUGAAAAAGGAGUUGGGAAUGGAGAUUAUGAAUGAGUCUCUGGCAUUCCGUGUUGGUGGGAUUGAAAAAUUGAUGGAGGAAUUGCCAUCGGUGGCAUCUAAGAGGGUGAGGCUGAAUAGGAGCAUCAAAAAGCUAAGGGACUGUAAAGCUGUUGUGGCCAACAUCAUGGACAGAAUUGUUUCCUAUGGUGAUUAAAACAAAAAUAAAUAAAUAAAUAAACUAAUUAAUUAUAUUAUAUGUACGGUACUUACAGUUACAGCUGGUCUAGUAAGAAUGAUAGUUUUGGUUGCUUUUUUCUUUUUCUAUGUACGGUACUUACUUUUUAGUGUGACCUUGCUUGCUUUCUGUCAAUUUUAUAUUAUAUAAAUAAACAAAUAAUUUAUGUAAUAUAUUUUUUAUAUUUUGCA